AUGCAUGGAGCCAACAGUACCAAUCUGACAGCAAGAUACUUCAUUCUCAGUGGGAUUCCCGGGUUGGAAGCUGCACACAUCUGGAUCUCCCUGCCAUUCUGCUUCAUGUACAUCAUUGCUGUCAUGGGGAACUGUGGGCUCAUCUACCUCAUAAGCCAUGAGGAAGCCCUGCACCAGCCCAUGCACUACUUCCUAGCCUUGCUGUUACUUACAGAUGUUAGUGGGUGUACUUCAUUUGUCCCUAAUAUGCUUUGUAUCUUUUGGCUUAGCUUCAAAGAGAUUGACUUUAAUGCCUGUCUUGUGCAUAUGUUUUUCAUCCACAUGCUGACAGACAUGGAAUCUGGGGUGCCCAUGCUUAUGGCCCUGGAUCACUAUGUGGCCAUUUGCUACCCUCUACGCUAUUCCACCAUCCUCACCAACACCACAAUUACUAAGGUUGGGCUUGCCACCUUCUCUUGAAAUGUAUUAGUCAUGAUCCCAUUUACUUUCAUGAUCAAGCAUCCUUACUGCCGAGGUAACAUCAUUCACCAUACCUACUGUGACCAUAUGUCUGUGGCCAAAUUAUCCUGUGGCAACACCAAGAUUAAUGCUAUCUAUGGUCUCAUAGCUGCCAUAUUGAUUGGGGGGGUUGAUAUGUUCUGUAUCUCCAUGUCUUACACCAUGAUUAUUCUUACUGUGGCCAAUCUGUCAUCUGUUGAUGCUCGACAUAAAGCCUUCAGCACAUGUACAUCACACAUAUGUGCUAUUGUCAUCACCUAUAUCCCAGCCUUCUUCAAUUUUUUCACUCACCGCUUUGGGGGACACACCAUACCUCACCAUAUCCACAUUUUAAUAGCCAAUCUCUACUUGUUGUUGCCUCCCACUUUGAAUCCAAUUAUCUAUGGAGUGAAGACCAAGCAGAUCUGCAAAGAAGUUAUCAAGCUGUUUUUUAUAGAGAAAGAUAUUUUGAGUGUGAGAUAA
This is a messenger RNA of Phyllostomus hastatus (greater spear-nosed bat), 960 nucleotides long. RefSeq names its product olfactory receptor 52N2-like. Gene Ontology annotation, biological process: G protein-coupled receptor signaling pathway. Gene Ontology annotation, molecular function: olfactory receptor activity. Gene Ontology annotation, cellular component: membrane. The record is from RefSeq and is a predicted model, not a curated record. The transcript has a single exon. Lineage: Eukaryota; Metazoa; Chordata; Mammalia; Chiroptera; Phyllostomidae.